Molecule: messenger RNA, 1094 nt
Organism: Exaiptasia diaphana
Lineage: Eukaryota; Metazoa; Cnidaria; Anthozoa; Actiniaria; Aiptasiidae
Product: FK506-binding protein 2
Exons: 3
Coding region: 120-746 (208 amino acids)
Molecular function (GO): calcium ion binding; peptidyl-prolyl cis-trans isomerase activity
Source: RefSeq, a predicted model, not a curated record
CUUUCUUUCUUGAACAGAAAUAGAGCAAGCCACAUCCUCAAGCAGUCACUUGACGGAGAAAUCCUUGAGGGAGACAUUGCCACUCGGAACUAGCUAAGGGCGUGAAUAACAAUCAAACGAUGAAGUUUAUAGUCUUUUUGGGAUUACUUUUUGUCUGUUUCACAUGUCAGUCUUUUGCGCAGGAAGAAGACGAAGAGGAAUUUAGAGGACUAAGGAUCGGCAUAGUGAAAAAGCCUAAAAGAUGUCCUCAAGAAACGAAACACGGCGAUCAUUUAACUGUGAAAUACAACGCUUCUCUUGUAGAUGGAACACUACUUGUCCCACCACGAAACCUGGAGUUCACCAUUGGAGAAGGAUCCAUGAUCCAAGGCUGGGACCAAGGUCUUCUUGACAUGUGUAUUGGAGAGUUGAGAGAACUAAUCACCCCAUCGGGUUACGCUUACGGUGAACUUCCAGUUGGGGAUGCUAUCCCUCCCAAAGCACAUCUUGUAUUCUAUGUUGAAUUGUUGGAAAUAAAAGAUGGCCAGCCGAAACCUGACAUCUUUGGACAAGUUGAUGUUAAUGGUGACGGGCUUAUAUCACACGAUGAGGUUGCACAGUAYCUGCGCAAGGAAUCAAUACCCGACGGCGACGGCGACAAAAGCCACCAGACUGUCAUCAAUGAAAUCUUUAACGAAGAAGAUAAAGACAACGAUGGAUAUAUCUCGCUAUCUGAAUUCCAGGGAUUCAAACAUGAAGAACUCUAAUUAUGUUUUAUUUUACAAGUAUUUGUAGCCAAGAUUUCUCCCCUGUUGCACGAUUUUUCCUCGUACCUUCUGGAAGUCAAAAAUGGAAAAAACACUGAAACACCUAGUACUAGCACAUACACUUUUGUAAAAAAAACUCUUUGUGAAAAUUUGACUAGCUCACCAUAUAUUAGUUAACUUUGACUUAAUAGUUUUUUUCAUUUCUCAACUAUGACUAACAUGAAAGUGAGUGACUCAACUCAACAUUUCCUCCAAAAAUCUUAUUACUAUUAGACGUGUUUUGCCUCAAAUAAUUAAUCAAUAAAAUUAGCUUGCUUAUCAAAUAUAAUAAACUUGACAACAAUGAGA